Messenger RNA from Phialemonium atrogriseum, 922 nucleotides. RefSeq names its product hemolysin-III related-domain-containing protein. Lineage: Eukaryota; Fungi; Ascomycota; Sordariomycetes; Cephalothecales; Cephalothecaceae. Gene Ontology annotation, molecular function: signaling receptor activity. The record is from RefSeq and is a predicted model, not a curated record. Gene Ontology annotation, biological process: intracellular zinc ion homeostasis. Gene Ontology annotation, cellular component: membrane. The coding region runs from base 38 to 922 and encodes 294 amino acids. The transcript is spliced from 5 exons.
CGCUGCCGCCUCGAACCAAAUCAUCACCUCCCACAACAUGGCAUCAGAGUCGACUGCUCAGGCUCGAAGGGGUCUCUUGACAUGGAAAGAUAUCCUUCCAUGGCAGAGAGACAAUGAAUUCAUUCUUACUGGAUAUCGAACGGCGUCCUUCUCAUACUCCAAGUCCCUGAGGAGCAUCUUCCAAGUUCACAACGAGACUGCCAACAUCUGGUCCCACUUGAUGGGUGCCGCUUGGUUCCUAUUGAUGUUCCUCCAGUCCUUCCACAUCAGGCAACUGGCCCAUGGCUCUCAGCUCCAGGAUGCCAUGGCGCUGGGCCUCUACUACCUCUGCGUAGUCGUCUGCUUUAUCCUCUCGACCAUCUUCCACACCUUCUCCGACCACAGCCAGGGAAUGCACAAAUUCGGCAACGAGCUGGACCACCUCGGCGUCGUGCUCGUCAUGUGGGGCACCGGCAUGUCGGGCGUGCACUUUGCGUUCUACUGCCACGGGCUUCUACGCAACACCUACUUCGCCAUGCUCACCGGCACCGCACUCGCCUGCGCCGUCUUCACGCUCCGGCCCAAGUUCAGGCAGCCGGCGUACCGGACGACGCGGUUUCUGAUGUACGUCUUCCUCGGGACGAGCCUGUUUGCGCCUGUCUUGCAUGCUUGGCUGCUCUAUGGGGACGGGCUCAACGAGAUGAUGGGGUUGAAGUCAUUCCUUGGACUGGCUGCCAUCAAUUUUUCCGGGGCAGCUGUAUAUGCGGCGCGGAUACCUGAGCGGUGGUUCCCGGGGAGGUUCGAUCUGCUGGGCCAGAGCCACAACUUGAUGCAUGUGUUGGUGCUUACGGGAGCGUUGGUCAGGCUGGAUGGGCUGGUGGGGGUUACGAAACUGUGGCAGGAUCCCGCCGUCAAGUUUGAGUUUUGUGUCGGUGCAAGCUAG